Molecule: messenger RNA, 930 nt
Organism: Stylonychia lemnae
Lineage: Eukaryota; Ciliophora; Spirotrichea; Sporadotrichida; Oxytrichidae
Source: the annotation of a GenBank genome assembly
AUGCAGCAAUUAAAAGAUGAUGAUACACCACUUUCAAAAGUUUUCUUUAUAUUGCUCUUGGUUCUCACUGGAGUGGUAAUGCUUUCAGGGAUAAUAAAUAUUGCAAUACUUAUGAGAAAUUAAAAACGCUGGAACAUCGAUAUUCUCUUCUUCUAUAUUUUUAGUUUAGCUACACUUACUUUGAUGUGCUUAUUCUUUCUUGAUUCAGCAUUCGAUUGGGGUGAUUGUGUUUAUAUGAUUUUUAUGUCUUCAAUUACUUACACCUAUAUCUGCUCUGUAAUUUGCUACUUGACUCAUAUAGCAGCAACUAAAAUGCUUUCAAUAACUUUCAAAGUUAUGGAGGUGAUCAAAACUAUGGCUGCUUACAAUUUAUGGGACACUAUAAUUAGGACUUCAGUAGCUUUCAUCAUGAGAGAAAUUGGGAAGAUUCAUAAACUGAAUCAGAUUCUGUUCAGGGCUUUUAGUAUACAGGUGAAAGAAGAACUGUUUAUCAAAGAGGUAUUAAUUAAGUAUUAUGAUUAUUAUUUAGAAACGCAGUCUAAUAAGUAUCAAUCAAAAGUUCAAAUAUACACAGAUAAAGAUGUAUACACCGAGACAAUGAACUAAGAUAUCUAUACUAAUCAUCAGUAUCAAAUAGAGAAUACUCAUUUCAAUUAUAAUUCAUCUCCAAGUUAGAACUUUAUGAUAGAUUCUCCUGCAUAGUCAGACUACCAAGCUUUACUUAGCAAAAACAACUUCAAAUCUUCGAUCAUGAAAUAGGAGAUUUAGGACUAUAUGAAUUAUGAUUAAUAUUCAGAUUAGAUUGACAAAUCAGCUCAUAGUUACUCUCACAUAAAUCAUCACCAUCAAAAUCAUUUAGAUCACAAGGAGUUGAAGGAGCAGCUAAAAAGACAUGCUGAAUGUAUCAACAGUCAAGGGAAAAGCCUUUGA